AUGGAAAAAAGCGCGGACGGAUUAUUGUUUCGCGCAGAGAGAAAUAAUGGAGCUAACGAAGGAACAUUGGGCAUGGCAUGUGUUGAUGAAAAAGUGGCCAUUCUGGAUGCAGGGGCACAAUAUGGUAAAGUGAUAGAUAGAAAAAUUCGUGAAUUAAAUGUACACAGUGAAAUUUUGCCCCUGGAUACAUCUGCAUUUACUCUCCAAGAAAAGGGUUAUAAAGCCAUCAUAAUUUCUGGAGGGCCAAGUUCAGUCUACGCAGAAGAUGCACCUAAAUACGAUGCAGACAUUUUCAGAAUAGGAAUUCCAGUGCUAGGUAUUUGUUAUGGCAUGCAAAUGAUGAAUAAGGAAUUUGGUGGUACAGUAAUAAGUAAAGAGGGCCGAGAAGAUGGUCAGUUUCCCAUUGAAAUAGACUCUAAAUGCCUGUUAUUUAAGGGUUUGGAGAAAGAGCAAAUGGUACUGUUAACACAUGGAGACAGUAUAGAUAGGGUGGCUGAUAGUUUUCAUAUCACUGCCAGAUCAUCAAACUUUAUAGCAGGAAUAGCAAGUGAUAAAAUGAACUUGUAUGGAGUACAAUUUCACCCAGAAGUAGAUCUUACACCCAACGGAAAAACAAUGUUACACAAUUUUUUGUUCGGCAUCGCUGGCCUCACUGGUAAUUAUACGCUCCGCGGUCGAGAGGCACAGUGUAUUCAGUACAUCAGAGAUACGAUUGGCAACAAAAAAGUUUUGUUAUUAGUGAGCGGCGGUGUGGAUUCUACAGUAUGUGCAGCACUUCUACAUAAAGCUUUAAAUAAGGAACAAGUCAUAGCUCUGCAUAUCAAUAACGGCUUUAUGCGAAAAGGAGAGACACAGUUUGUGGAACAAAGUUUAGCACAAUUGGGAAUUCGAUUAAGAGUUGUGAAUGCCGGACGUUGCUUCAUGCAAGGAACUACAUCUGUUCCCUUGGAUAAUGUUACUCCAGUAGCCAAUACAAAUACUAUAAAUAACAAAGGAAUAUGUGGGACAGCAACUAGCCCAAGAACUAGAUUAACUAAAAUGUUGUGUGCAACGACCAAUCCAGAAGAAAAACGAAAAAUUAUAGGAGAUGUUUUUGUAAGAGUAGCCAAUGAAGCAAUGGCAGAGAUGGGUUUGAAGCCAGAGGAAGUAUUUCUUGGACAAGGCACUCUUAGGCCUGACCUUAUAGAAAGUGCCAGUUCAUUAGCUAGUGGUAAAGCAGAUGCAAUAAAGACGCAUCACAAUGAUAGUGAACUUGUUAGAGCAUUAAGAGCACAAGGUCAUGUAGUAGAACCUUUAAAAGAUUUUCAUAAGGAUGAAGUAAGACAAUUAGGAUGUGAUCUUGGGUUACCUGCGUCAUUGGUUGCUCGUCAUCCGUUUCCCGGUCCUGGACUAGCUGUGCGCAUUCUAUGCGCGGAUGAACCUUAUAUGGAUAAAGAUUUCUCGGAAACACAGGUGAUAGUUAAAAUAAUGGCCGAAUACGAACAAAUGCUUCAAAAGAAGCACGGAUUACUGAAUCGUGUGGAAGGUGCAACUAGUGAAUCUGAACGUCAGUAUUUGCGACAGCUUUCGAGUUACCGACAUAUUUCUGCAACACUUUUGCCUAUACGCAGUGUAGGGGUGCAGGGAGAUCGAAGAAGUUACAGCUAUGUAGUAGGAUUAUCUAGCGAAGAAAACUUGUCCGAGGGUAUAGAUUGGAAGGAUCUGUUGUUCCUCGCAAAACUAAUUCCACGAGUAUGUCAUAACGUAAAUCGUGUGUGCUUCAUUUUUGGCUCUCAACUACAUCAUCCUGUAACGGAUAUCACGCCGACUCAUCUUACAUCGAAUGUGAUAGCUACGCUUCGACAAGCAGAUCACGUAGCAAACUUAGUAUUAGCUACUAAUGGCUGUAUGGGAGCAAUCAGUCAAAUGCCAGUAGUUUUAAUUCCCAUACAUUUCGAUCGCGACGCUGCUUCACGAAUACCCUCAUGUCAACGUUCAGUUGUUCUUAGGCCAUUCGUUACUAAUGAUUUUAUGACUGGUACACCGGCUAUUCCUGGGAAGGAAUUGCCACUGCACAUAUAUAUAUUACAAAAAUACGUACGAAUUCGAGGUUUAUGACUUCUUACCGAUUUAUAUGAAACCUUUGAGCAUAGUUCUUUCAGAAAAAAAAAAAAGUAUGUUCUCGAUUGUAAAUUAAUAUGUUACCUAAAGAAUACUGAUACUGUGUUCAAUGAAAUUGAAGGUAAGUAUCAUGUUUGCUUGUAAAUAGGUUUCUUAUUAACCUCAUUGUAAAAAUAUUAAUUUAUUAAAUUCCGAAAAAUUUACAUUACAUCACUGUUACACUGCAAAAGAUUGCAUUUGAUUGGUGGUACCAUGAGGUUACUGUUAUAUUCAAUUUGCAUAUAAUGUUGAACGUAUUUUACUGUUUUCCUAUAUGUCCCAUGCCAAAUGCAAUUUCCAGUUUUUGUCAUACAUCUAAAAAUACGAACAUAAAUAAGUUAAUGUACUGUCUUUAAUAUCAUUUUUAUUUAUCAAUCAUAACUGAGUAAAACGAUAUCUAUUCCCUGAAUCCUCUGUGUUACAUUACUAAAUAUCCACCUAUUACAAGGGUGUACGUGUGAAACUUGUAUAAUAGAUUACCUAUGCAUGGUUUUUAAUAACACGUGUAAGUCUUCGAUGCGUUUCUUUUCCGGGAGCAUGCUAAGAAAUGUCGCGAGCGACAAAAAGUCUACUUCGUUCACGAUCUUAGAAUUAGCGAUCCACGUUUGUAUUUGCAUUUUUACCUGCAACCAUGUAUUUUAUAUUUGCACUAAUCCUAUGAAAAUUAUUUACAAACGGACGACGAGCAUGCAUUACUCGCCUCCUCUUCGAUCAAAAUUAAAUACCAAUCCUAUCCAACAUCUUUUUAAGUUAAAUAAUCUAUAACGAUAUAAAAUAGCAAUAUAAAGACGUAUAAAAGCUACCUGUUUCAAAGGUAGAUUAAGUAAACGAUUUACGAGAUCAAGUAAAAUAUCCUGAUAUUGGUUUGCAGUGUCAUUGUCUUCCGAGAUAGUACGAUUGUGAGAAAGAAUAGCCUCUGUAUCAUCCGCAGUAAUUUCAUCAUUCGCAGAUUCGGUUUCUCCUUCUAAAGGUAUUAUGAAUUUUCCAAUACCAGCAUUAGCUUUAUUCUCUACGUUUUCAGACUUGUUUACAUUUUUAAUUGUCCUGAGCGCUGCUUGCCCAUUUUUCUUCCUAUUUUUAUAAUGCGUUCCUUUACCAUUUUUAUUACUGUUUUUAUUUUUAGAGUUAAGUUCCACUUUUUUAUUAUGUUUCGCGUUCUCAUGUUUCAUCAGUCCAUUAUUAUUUGUCUCAUCCUUUUUUAUUUUCGAACUAUGUUCCGCUUUUUUAGCGAUACAAUACAUUUGAACAUCGCGUCUUAGAUCUUCCGACAGUGCCUCUAAAAAUUCUGGAUCUACUUGUGAGUAAGAUAUGUUUUGCUCAUCGCGAUUUAUUUCUGUAGAAGUUGAUGCUUUACUAGUUGAAGAUUUACUAUCCGUCCCUGUGUUCAGGUUCGUUUGAUUCUGAUUUUUCUUAGCGACACUGUAUUCAUUAAGGAUCUCAUUCCGUAUAUCUUCAGGUAAUUCUAUUAAAACGGACAUAUCAAUCUCUUGAAUAGGUGGCAUUUCCACCUUUGGUCUAGAAAUGCCAGCUUUCGUUUGUUUAAAAAAAUUCUCAUGAUGCGUUUGCACACUUUUCUGUGGUUGUACUUUCUUCGUAUUUUGUAUGUUAACAGUCGCUUGAUCUUUAUUAUCCUCCAUUAAUUUCUUAUCAUUGUUAGGAUACAAAAUUUCAUUUCGUAUUUCUUCCGGAAGUUCAGGAAGAACUGACUUGUUCAUGCCAGGUGGAAUAUCCAAUUUUUGUUUAUUAUCAAUAUUAUCGGAUAUUGUCGCGGCUACAUUUGAAUUUGUUACAAGUUGAACUACAUUGCCUUCAUUCAUUUCCACAGAUUGUUGAACCGUGCUACCUGGUUUGCUUUUAAUGAAAUUUGUCAGAAUUGUACCACGAGACUUAUUUUUUACUAUUUCUAGUCUAGAUAUUUGUAUGCCGAUGCCUCUUGCAUCUUCAGGCACUUUUUGUAUUUGAUUCCAAAGCGUAAUGACUUCCCUAAAGUAAACACGAACGAAUUAUUUUUUCAUAUAGGAAUAUCAAGAAUAUCUUUCAACUUACUUCGUUAUAAUAUCGACAUCGUUAAUGGGAGAGAUCAAAUUUUUUGAUUUCGUUAUGUAAUCACACAACCCAUGUCCCAUAAAUUUUUCAGUUUCCUUAGGCGCUUCCUUCGCUCUGAUUAAAAGUUUUAACGUAAUGCAUCUACCUUUUGCGUGAAUUUUAUUUAAACGAUUGCAUACUUCAUGACAUAACUUUUUUAAAAAGUCUACUGCUUGAUCAUUGUUCUCAAACCUUAUUCCAUAAUUUACCUCUGCGGAAACAGACUUUCUAACGUGUUCUAAAUUAAGCUUCGAGUUAUCUACACCACGACACAUGUUAUAUAAUAUUUCACCCGUUUUUUUCCCAAAUUCCUUCUGUAAUAUCGUCAACGAGAUUGUUUGCAAUUCAGCACACGUUCGUACAUUAAGAUUCUUUAAUUUAUGUGUUGUCGUCCACCCAACCCCUAUUAAUUAAUUUAAUUAAGAUUAUAAUUUAAGUAAUUAUGGAACAUACAUAGCACUAUCGAUUAAUUUAAUUAUUCCCUAUUACCUGGUAAAUCUUGCACAUUAAAAGUGCUAAUGCAAUCAUUAAUAUGUUCCUGCUGUAUAUAAAAUUGACCAUCUGGCUUUGCUUUUCUUGUUGCUAAUCUUGCCAAUAGUUUAUUACUUCCAAACCCUGUUGACACAGGACAGCCAGUUUUUUCUUUUAUUUCCUGUCUAAUUAUAGUUGCAAAUUGUAUCGGUGUUAAACAAGAUUCUUCUAAUAUUUUUGUACAGUCUGCAUACAUCUCGUCACAACUAACUGCUUCAAUAUCUAAUGUGUAUGAUGCCACAAUAUCAUACAACAUAUAAGAAACUUCUGUAUAGCCAUCAAAAUUAUAUGGUAUUGGUUUUAAAUUGGGACAUAUUUUUAAUGCUUCUCCUAAGAACAUGCCAUUUUUCACACCAGCUUUCCUUGCUUCAUAAGAACAAGAGGCUAUUUCUGACAAUGAACCAUGUUCUCCAUCCUUAUUGCCUUUUGCAUGUGUUACUGCAAUUGGUAAGCCUUUCAAUUCUGGUCUAUCUCUAAGACCAACUGAGACAAAAAAACAAUCCAUAUCUAUAUGCAUUAUAAUACAACCGUGACUAAUUAUCUUGUUUUCUUCUGGUAAAUCAUUAAGCUUAAGAUCAAAGUCCAAUUGAGAACCAAAUAAUGAUCUAUUCAAUCUAAUAUCUUUCAACUUAGUAAAGCCAGGAAAUUUACCAUUAUUUUUAUCUCUUAAUUCAUUAACAUACUCUUUAAAUGUGGCUCCCAUGGUUGAAAUGUGAUGUAAUCGUGAGUUACUGUAAAAUUCUGAUAUAAAUUCUGAAUUUUUUGUCGAAUGAGUAUCUCUUGAAUUUAUUGGUAAAGCAAGGUUGGAGGUACUUUCUUUUAUUGAAGUAUGUGUUAUUGUUUCAGCUCUAUUAUUAUCGAUUUUUAGACUAUUUAUUUCAUCAUUUUUUGAAAAAGUAAUGUCUGUUUUAUUUUUUAUAUUUUGUAUUACAUAGUUUAAUUGUGGUUGUACAUCUGUACAAUGGGAAUAA
Messenger RNA from Heterotrigona itama, 5726 nucleotides. Lineage: Eukaryota; Metazoa; Arthropoda; Insecta; Hymenoptera; Apidae. The record is from the annotation of a GenBank genome assembly.